Babesia ovata is the source of this 537-nucleotide messenger RNA. RefSeq names its product Polyubiqutin 1, putative. Bases 1 to 537 code for a protein of 178 amino acids. The record is from RefSeq and is a predicted model, not a curated record. Gene Ontology annotation, cellular component: nucleoplasm; cytosol. NCBI's taxonomy places the organism in Eukaryota, Apicomplexa, Aconoidasida, Piroplasmida, Babesiidae. Gene Ontology annotation, biological process: proteasome-mediated ubiquitin-dependent protein catabolic process. Gene Ontology annotation, molecular function: ubiquitin binding; proteasome binding; polyubiquitin modification-dependent protein binding. The transcript has 3 exons.
AUGAUUGUGGGUGCUAUAUUGUCGGCCGUGCUAGCGCUCUCUGCGCUGAAUGUUGGCUACGGUCUUCGGUACACCGGCGGCGGGGAUAGACACGACAUCAGACUGCGGACGCUCAAGGGGAAUCUGAGCGUGCUUGCCGAUGGAAUGAAAACAGUGGGAGACCUGAGGCACAGACUCCAAUCAGAGCUAAAGCUACCCGUCGACCUCUUCCAGGAUGGCAAGAGACUAGAUAAUUCGCUGCCCAUAGACGAUGUAUGUUUGCAAAAAAACUGUCGACUAAUAGAGCAGGUGGCCAAGGGCGAUGUCAACAUGAUGAUCCCGCUACGCGGCGGCAUGCGGGUACAGGUGCAAACGAUGCAAGGCCAGAAGCUCGAAGUCGACGUCGAGCCGAACGAAACGGUGCUCGAUCUCAAGAAAAAGCUCAGCAGCAAGCAGAAGCUGCCAGUGGACCAGCAACGCAUCAUUUUUGAGGGGAAGAUGCUGCAAGACAACAAAACGCUGGCAGACUACAACAUUAAGGUGGGAAUGGCGCCGUAA